AUGCAAUUAUCACGCACUGCCUACCGCGCUGCCCUCCUCCACUUAACAUUUACCCCAAUAUUUGCUCGCGCUGCAAUUCCAACAACCAGCAUCCUGAGCACAUACACUCCAAGCCCCAGCGCCCGACUCUCCAACAUCCUCUUCCCCCAGUGCAGAACCCUUGAGCACAGUCGCACAGCACACACGAUGUCCUCAAACACCACAGACCAAAAGCCCGAGUCGGCUGAAUCCAACACACAGGAGCAGACCACAAAAUCCGAACAGCUUGCCCUACCCUCUGGCGAAUCCUCCGGUGCGAAUCCUCAGCGCCUGGAUCUGAGUAGUGAGGGCGGAUCUACAGUCACGCUUGAUCAUCUGGGACCGAUGGUGGUUAAUGUGGAUGGGACACUCUCUCGGAUUAGCAACUGGGAGCAGAUGACGGAGAUUGAGCGGAAGAAUACGAUGCGGGUUUUGGGCAAGCGGAAUAAGCAGAGACUGGAGGCUUUGAAGGCUGCUGAAGCGGCUAAGGAAAGCUCUUGA
This is a messenger RNA of Penicillium malachiteum, 519 nucleotides long. RefSeq lists its product as uncharacterized. The coding region runs from base 1 to 519 and encodes 172 amino acids. The transcript has a single exon. The record is from RefSeq and is a predicted model, not a curated record. NCBI's taxonomy places the organism in Eukaryota, Fungi, Ascomycota, Eurotiomycetes, Eurotiales, Aspergillaceae.